AUGGAAAGUUCGUCAAGUGACGAAGAAGAAGAACAAGAAGUGCAACAAGAAAAUGGCGGUGGUGAUGACAAUGAUGACGACGAUGACGACGCUAAUGAGAUGAUCACAUACAAUAUUAUGGAUGAAAUUUGGGAGCAAGAAGUUCGUCAUCGAGCAAUCCUUUACAUUGUCACAAAAGGGCAACAAUUUGGAUUACGUGCACAGACACUUUACAAAUCAGUGAUAUAUGUGGACGGAUUUCUUGCCGCUAACAGAAUAGAUUUUGAAGAUUACAAGGAAGUGAGAAUAUUAUCAGUGGCAUGUUUAUCAUUGGCUGCAACAAUGGAUGAAAGUAUAGAAAAUGUGCCACCAUUAUCACGUUAUCCAGUAGGAAACUUGGGCAUUAAUGUGAAUGAAAUAAGGGAAAUGGAGUUGAGGAUUCGUUAUGAAUUCAAUGGGGAUUUGCAUUAUGUUAUUCCUUUUGAUUUCAUACAGUUUCUCCUACCAAGAUUUGCUAGAGAUGUUCCAAGCAGAUACUUAACAAGAAUGAGAAUUGAUGAAAUCAUCAUGAGUGUUCUUCGAGGUGGGAGGUUAAUAAAUCAUAGACCAUCUGUAAUAGCAGCAGCUGCAACAUUGUUAGCAGUAAACAGAAAUUUGACUAUAGAACAAGUGGGGAUUCAUAUAAAUGCCUUGCCGCUUUUAAAUAGACCUCUUCAAAUUAAUAAUGUUUGGUACUGCUACAAUAGAUUGCGAGAGCUGAACGAGCACAUAUGA
Messenger RNA from Capsicum annuum, 753 nucleotides. Its product is annotated as cyclin-D5-1-like. Gene Ontology annotation, molecular function: cyclin-dependent protein serine/threonine kinase regulator activity. NCBI's taxonomy places the organism in Eukaryota, Viridiplantae, Streptophyta, Magnoliopsida, Solanales, Solanaceae. Bases 1 to 753 code for a protein of 250 amino acids. The transcript is spliced from 6 exons. Gene Ontology annotation, biological process: regulation of cyclin-dependent protein serine/threonine kinase activity; mitotic cell cycle phase transition. Gene Ontology annotation, cellular component: cytoplasm; nucleus; cyclin-dependent protein kinase holoenzyme complex. The record is from RefSeq and is a predicted model, not a curated record.